Messenger RNA from Rubroshorea leprosula, 2647 nucleotides. Lineage: Eukaryota; Viridiplantae; Streptophyta; Magnoliopsida; Malvales; Dipterocarpaceae. The record is from the annotation of a GenBank genome assembly.
GAGGAUAAGAUAUUUAUGCGGUUAAGAUGGAGUUAUGACCGUCUAAGAAGUCCAGAGAUCCAACAAUGUUUUCUGUAUUGCUCCUUGUUCCGGGAAGAUUAUGAGUUUUCUAGAAAGGAGUUGAUUGAAGAUUGGAUUGAUGAAGGAUUGAUUAAUGAGUCGGGAAGCAGACAAAAAGCUUAUGAUAAGGGCCAUUGUAUUUUAAAUAGACUUGAAAGGAACUACCUGUUAGAGAAAAUUGUUAAGUCUGAAGUUAGGUUUAAGAUGCAUGAUGUAGUAAGAGACAUGGCUAUCAAAAGCAUUGGUCCUGAAGUUAGAUAUAUGGUCAAAGCUGGUAUGAAAUUGACAAAGGUACCAAAUGAGCAUGACUGGGCAAUUGAUCUUAACAAGGUGUCUCUAAUGGCCAAUUACAUUUCAGAAAUUCCUGUUGGUUUCAAUCCAAAGUGUCCGUCUCUGUCAACUUUGAUAUUGGCAGGUAAUCGUAAUUUGUCAAAGAUUCCGAGUUCCUUCUUUGAAGGUAUGGUCGGACUUAAGGUUCUUGAUCUUUCUGGUACUGGUGUUGAAGCUUUACCUGAUUCCAUCUCUAACUUGGUGAAUCUCUCUGCACUGCGGUUGAGGGAGUGCCAGAGGUUAAAGUACUUGCCUUCCUUAGCAAAGCUCAGGGCAUUGAAGAAGUUGGAUCUGUUUGGGGCAGGGAUAGAGGUGGUUCCUCAAGGCAUGGAGAUGUUGGUAAGUCUUGAAUAUCUUGAUUUAAAUUGUCAAAAUCUGAAAGAGAUUCCAACGGGAAUAUUACCUAGCCUUUCCAGUCUCCAGUACUUGGUUGUAUAUCCAAGCAGCGGAAUUACUAAAAGGAAACACAUAGAAGAGGUUGCUAGAUUGAGCAAGUUGGAGAGUUUGGAAUGUGGAAAGAAGGGCAUACAAGACUUCAACUAUCUUGUCAAUAAGGCUAAAGAUUUUGAAAGUCUUACGGCUUAUGAUCUUCGACUGACAACAGGUGAAAGAAACAUCAGAGAUUGGGAAUAUGCUGAUGAACAUCGUAAGGUUUUAAUUGCUGGGUGUGAGAUUGGAGAAGAAUGCAUAGUGCUUCCAGAUAAGCUUGAGGUUUUGAAGAUCCAUACUUGUAAAACCAUGAAAAACAUGAGAAGCAGCUUAAACAAAACAGUUUUGUUAGAAAAUGCAACCGAGUUGAGAAGAUGUUCUAUUGCUUAUUCUGGAGGGAUAGAGUGCUUGGUUGAGUUAGACUCCUCAUCCUUGUGUUGUCCAGUACUAGAUAAGCUGGUAGAGUUGAAGCUUUCCAAUUUGCCUGACUUGAUUGUACUUGUGAGAGUGGAAGGAGUAGCUACACCACCGCACAUCUUUCGAAAUCUUAGAGAGCUUGAUUUCUCGGAAUGUUUGGGAAUGAGGAAGUUGCUUCCACUUGAGCUACUACAUGCCCUCCAAAACUUAGAGGUGAUUAGAGUUGACAACUGCAGACAAAUGGAGGAGAUAAUAGUAUCUUCAGAUUCAGAUGAUACAUCAUCGGAUAAAUUCAUUUUUCCCAAGUUAAAGGAAUUGAGAUUGUCAUUCUUACCCGAAUUGAAGAGCAUCUGCAGUGCCAAAGGAGUUAUGGUUUGUGAUUCUAUUGAAGUUAUUAGUUUAGUUUAUUGUUCGGAAUUAAAGAGGAUCCCUUUACAGCUUCCUCUGCUUGAAAAUGGCGAGCCAUCUCCUCCUCCGGGUCUCAAAGAACUCGUGAUGGAUGCAAAAUCAAAAAAAUGGUGGGAGUCAGUGGUUGAGUUGGAUCAACCUAACGCUAAGAACAUACUCCAACCUUUCGUGGAAUUUCGCAGAUGGGGAAUUUGGCCAACAAAGCCACGUGCCAAUAAAACCCCUUCUUUCAGUACUCCACAACGGGAACAAAGCCAAAAAUGCGUCUGAUGUGGGAAGCCUAUGUAUUGUGGAGGAGAUGAGAUUGAGAUGCAUCCACACUUCAUCCUCUGCUCUAUCGUGUUAUCUCAUAAACUCCAACUAUGAUCUUUUCUCAAGCAAAGGCAACUUCUCUUAUCGGAACAGCAAAGCAAAAGAAAGGGGGACUGGACUCACCCACUGCCAAUAGUCUUUGAUUUCAUUGACAAUAAUGUUUGAUUUUUUUUUUUACCAGUUUAUGUGUUUUUUUAAUUGUAUUGGAUGAACUUUGUUUUGUUUCUUUUGGUAAUUUGUUUGUGUUGUAAGUUGUUAAGCAGGUCAUGUUAUGGGAUUUCUACUCUUGUUUCUUUGCUCAGUUCAGGCGUAGAGUGUUCAAGGAUGCAUUGCAAAGUAUUAUGAGCUGUGCAUUCUGGAGUGCUGAAUUUUAGUUGCUGAACAGGAAACAAUCUUUGUAGAUUGAAUUGAAGUGAACAACAAAGGGAGUUCCUGUCUAGGAAUCACUGUAGCAGAAAAGAACUCAGCUCUCAUAAGCCCUAAGUAGUAAAUUUUUUACUAAGAAUUUUAUUUUUCAUUAGUGCUUUAUACUGUUUUUCAUUAUUUCUGUGAAUGUAUGGCUGGAAUUGAGCCCUUUUGAAUUUCAAAUUUUGGCACAAUCAGUUGGCAUUUGGCAAGAUGAGAUCCAUGCUCUGUCCCUUAUGAACUCCAAGUGGAAAGUUUCUUUUUCGCUAUCUCCACUUUCUAUCCU